Molecule: messenger RNA, 1072 nt
Organism: Daucus carota subsp. sativus
Lineage: Eukaryota; Viridiplantae; Streptophyta; Magnoliopsida; Apiales; Apiaceae
Product: dehydration-responsive element-binding protein 1B-like
Exons: 1
Coding region: 97-816 (239 amino acids)
Biological process (GO): regulation of DNA-templated transcription
Molecular function (GO): DNA-binding transcription factor activity; DNA binding
Source: RefSeq, a predicted model, not a curated record
AGACCACUCACUCACUUAUUUACCUACUACUGUAGUCUUUUACAUAAAUUUUUCUACCCUAAACCCAACACGAAUCCGAAAAAUUCUCAUUUAUAUAUGGAUCAUUUCUUCUCGUACUCCAGCUCAUCUUACUCGGCCCCACCUCAGGAUCCAUACCAGUACUCAGGUCAUCCGCAAUCCACCUUCACCACAGGCAAUGCCAGCGGCUUUGGCAAUGACAAUGACCAACCCAUUCAUAUUCCAGAUGAAGAAAUGUCACUAGCUUCUAGUAACCCGAAGAAACGUGGUGGAAGGAAGAAGGUUCAGGAGACGCGCCACCCUGUGUACCGAGGAGUGAGGCGUAGGAAUCCUGACAAGUGGGUUUCCGAAGUCAGAGAGCCAAACAAAGAAUCUCGAAUAUGGCUUGGAACUUUCCCUACUGCUGAAAUGGCUGCCCGGGCUCAUGAUGUCGCGGUCAUUGCACUCAGAGGUCAGAAUGCCUGCCUUAACUUUGCUGAUUCUACUUGGAGAUUGCCAGUUCCUGCUUCUUCUGAUCCCAAGGACAUUCAGAAAGCCGCGGCUGAGGCAGCAGAGGCCUUCAGGCCGCAAGAGAAUCACAAUUCAGAGGACAGAAGUAUUCCAGAGGAGACGCAGGAAUUGCAAGAAAAUCAUGAGGGGUCGUAUUUGGAUGAAGAGGCCAUGUUUGCAACGCCUGAGUACAUGAACAAUAUGGCGCAGGGGAUGAUGCUUCCUCCCCCUCAAUUCGCGCAGAGUGACAUGUACUACGGGAAUGAUGACAUGGAUUAUGUUACUGACAUGUCACUCUGGAAUUAUUGAAAAAAAGGAGAACUUGCAAAAAUACUAAUAUUUUAAUAUUUAUUUCAAAAAAUACGGUCGAAGUUGCAACUGAGAUUAUACCACAGUUGAUUUUCAAGUCACCGGCGUUGGAAACUAGGUUCCACAGUACACCAUCGUCUGUAUAUGUAAUGUCAUAUGACUAGGGGAUUUGCCAGUUUUGGUUCUGCUACAUUUGGUUUGAGCUUGCCUGUACUUCAUCCUUAACUGAUGUGUAAUAUUCGCUUAUUUGAUUUGA